CACCAUGGUUGUUUUGGUAUCCGCUAAUGUAGCAGUCAGCUGUCAAAAAGGAGGUGAUAAACUUUAACUAGCCAGUUUUGUGCACUGGAUUAAGGACGCACGUCAGUAUCGUCUUUACUAUGUCCUGUCCAAGUUGAUGAAACGAACCGUACUUCGAGUUACAGACAGAUAUUUAGUUAUUUUGGGGAGUUGUGUUAGCUGGUGGUUAGCUAGCCUGUUAGCUGGCUGUCACUCUGUCAACAAGUUGUGUUCAGGAUGGACUGCACGGCGCUGGAGCUCGAUGCUGUCAAAUUUGCCAAAACAGCUGUCACCUAUGACCAGAGCGGCAAAUACAACGAGGCUGUGUUUUAUUAUAAGGAAGCAGCCCAGGCCCUGAUAUAUGCUGGCAUGGCGGGGUCCAAACUGGAGGGGAUCCAGGAGAAAGUGAAUGAGUACUUGGAUCGAGUUCAAGCCCUCCACAAUGCUGUCCAGAAGAGCGACCCGCUGAAGUCCCGGCAGCAGGUGGACCUGGAGCGUGCACAUUUCCUGGUCACCCAGGCCUUCGAGGAAGACGAGAAGGGAAAUUAUGACGAAGCCAUUGAGCUGUACUCUCAGGCUGUGGAGCUGUGCAUUGACACGUCCAACCAGACAUCGGACCAGGCGCUGCAGACCAAGCUGAAGCAGCUGGCACGUCAAGCUUUAGACAGGGCGGAGGGUCUCAAAGAAUCCCAGUCCAGAUCAACUCCAACUCAGGACAGGACGGGGCCUCCUGGAGCCAAGCCCAGCAGUGGGGCCAGCUCUGGGGGACCAGUCCGCCAGUACUUCCCUCUCGGGCCAGACUUCAGCCUCCAUGACCGACCACAGCCCCAGCCGAUACGAGCAGUCCAGUCCAGCGAGCCCCAGGGUCAGCGCUACACGUCUGAGGAGAUCGAGGUGCUCAGGAGUACAUCUACAAUCAAUGGCAUAGCCUACGUGCCCUUCAUGAGUGUGGACCUGAGGGAGCGAUUUGCCUUUCCUGUCCCUUUCUCGGACAAAACAGGGAAACUGGCACUGUCUCCCAAACAGAAAGCCAUCUUCUCCCGCUGGGUCCGGCCAGACGAGAUCUGCAAUAACCCCACCAUGAUCAUGUCUGUGUCCAGCUUCAGCAUCAAACAGACGGUGGUGUCUGACUGUUCGUUUGUGGCGUCGCUGGCCAUCAGUGCGGCCUAUGAGAGACGCUACAACAAGAAACUCAUUACCAGCGUCAUCUACCCUCAGAACAGACGAGGAGAACCAGAGUAUAACCCGUGUGGGAAGUACAUGGUCAAGCUUCACAUUAACGGAGUUCCCAGGAAGGUGAUCAUAGACGACUACCUGCCAGUGGAUCGUAACGGAGAGCUGCUAUGCUCCUACUCCAGCAACAGGAAUGAGCUGUGGGUCUCCCUGAUAGAGAAGGCCUACAUGAAGGUGAUGGGAGGCUACGACUUCCCUGGCUCCAACUCGAACAUUGAUCUGCACGCGCUCACCGGCUGGAUCCCCGAGCGCAUCGCUAUGCACUCAGACAAUCAGUCGUUCAGCAAGGACGACACUUUCCGUAUGCUCUUCCAGAGGUUUCACAGGGGUGACGUCCUCAUUACCACGGCAACGGGGGUGAUGACAGAGGAAGAAGGGGAGAGAUGGGGCUUAGUCCCAACACACGCCUAUGCUGUUCUUGACAUCAGGGAACAUAAGGGAAUGCGUUUCCUGCAGCUGAAGAAUCCGUGGAGUCAUCUGCGGUGGAAGGGACGUUACAGCGAGCGGGAUGAGAAGAACUGGACACCUGACCUCCUCAAGUACCUCAACUUUGACCCCAAAACAGCACAGAAGUUUGACAAUGGUGUUUUCUGGAUCGCAUGGGAGGACCUUUGUCAGUACUAUGAUGUCAUCUACCUGAGCUGGAACCCUGCCCUGUUCAAAGACUCCUCCUGUAUUCACAGUAGCUGGGAUGGGAAGCAAGGUCCAGUGAAGGACGUCUACAGUCUGGCCAACAACCCACAGUACAAGCUGGAGGUCCAGUGUCCAACAGGGGGAGCAGCUGUGUGGGUGCUGCUCACCAGACACAUCACUGACAAGGACGAUUUUGCACAGAACAGAGAGUUUAUCACUCUCGUCGUUUACAAGACAGAUGGGAAGAAAGUCUACUACCCAGCGGAUCCCCCUCCUUACAUCGACGGCAUCCGUAUCAACAGCCCACACUACCUGACCAAGAUGAGGCUGACCAGCGCAGGGACACACACCUUCACACUGGUGGUUUCCCAGUAUGAGAAACAGAACACCAUCAACUACACACUGCGGGUGUACUCUGGAUGCAAAUUCACCUUCUCCAAGAUCCCAAAUCCCUUCACUCAAACCAAAAGGAUCAACGGCCAGUGGAAGGGCCCCAGUGCUGGAGGUUGUGGGAACUAUAAGGAUUCAUACAAACACAACCCCAUCUAUCAGAUCAACCUGGAGCGAGCAGGACCGCUGCUCGUCGAGCUCCGAGGAUCCAGGCAGUACAGUGUCGGCUUUGAGAUGGUGACCGUGUCGACGGUGGGGGAUCCAGGCCCGGCUGCCUUCCAGAAAAAGAGCAGUGGAGAUUACAGAUGUGGCUUCUGCUACAUGGAGGUGGAGCACGUCCCAGCAGGCAUCUACAACGUCAUCCCCACCACCUUCUUGCCCAAACAGGAAGGACCCUUCUUCCUGGACUUUGCCAGCACCUUGCCCAUCAAGGUCUCUCAGCUCCAAUGAAGAUGGAGCUGGAGAGAGGACCGGGCAGGGAGACUGGGAGAGAGUGUCACUGGAACUGUACUUUGGAUGUGAUGAGGUACCAAUGAAACACAAAGGCGCCCAGAAUGUGUCACAGCGUCUCCCCAGCUCCUCUCACUGAGACCUUUGCUGAGGACAGACUGUGACCAAACCACACAGUUCAGUGAAGGAAUAAUUUAUUAGUAAGGAAUCAGCAGGAGGAACCUCAGUGUGGAAUAAAACCCGUCAACAGUUGAGAUGUUUUGGGACAAAAUAAAAUAUGCUUACAUCAGAAAUUACACAGUGAUAGUGACAGAGAGCAGUCGUACUUCCAUUUGCCAUAAGAAGAUCGACACAGAAUCUAUGGAGCAGCGGUGUCGUUGCUCUGAUCAGACUGUUAAAUCUGUUGGAUCUCAUGAGAUAACAGUGAUCAUGUGACCACUUCCUGGACUCGACAGGAUGAGGAGAAGUAAUGGGCUUGAAAUGAUCACCAGCCAAGGCUGCAUGAGAGCAGCAAAGUCUUUUCAGGUUCUGUUUUGCUGCAGUGAGCACCUCAACAGUCCACAAAUGCGUUCUGAGUUUUUGAUCCUGGGUGGAUUUUUUUAAGUUAAGGCAUAUGUCAUUUUUCAGUAAGUUCCUUAGAGAGCUAGGAGAGCAUCUGUCCUCACUCUUUCAUGGCUCGGGACCUGUGAUUACAGUGGUACAGUAUCUAUAUUCUGCAGUGAGCAGCGAUGUCUCAGACAACAGUGUUCUUCCAACUUUGUGGCAACCAGCUCCAUAAAGAAAUAAAGACUUCACUGAUGCUCAUGGGGUCAAUGGGAGUAAAGGCCUUUGCACACCAAGUCCGUAUUUUUCGUAGGCUUUUAAAAUUUGUCGUCUGAUAAAAAUGGUUACGCGCAGAAACCUGCACAUUGAAUUAGUCCAUUGUGUUUCAUUGUUCUCUCUCUCUUGCUGCAGAUCCUUAAAAAGUCUAAAGCCCAGUUCAGACCAAAGAUUUGCGACAAGAUGAAACUGCUUUAGAACGUUGCAGAGAAAAGAUGCAGCGGUGUGAACUGGCCGUCUGAGCUCGACUGAAGCCGGCUGAUGGUGACACCUGCAACUCAGAUGGACAAAUUGUGGGCGGCUGGUUUUAGAACGUAAAGCUCAUCGCCUGCUUCUACAGCCGAUCGGCUUGUAGUGAAGUCCACUGGUCCGGUGUCGGGAUGGUGGGUCACUGCUGCUGCUGGCUGUAUGUGCUUAUGCUUAUUUUGAUGUAUUGAUUAUGAAUACAG
Molecule: messenger RNA, 3992 nt
Organism: Epinephelus lanceolatus (giant grouper)
Lineage: Eukaryota; Metazoa; Chordata; Actinopteri; Perciformes; Serranidae
Gene: capn7
Product: calpain 7
Biological process (GO): proteolysis
Molecular function (GO): calcium-dependent cysteine-type endopeptidase activity
Source: RefSeq, a predicted model, not a curated record